CUCUAUUCUCCUCAGUCCUGUAACAAUGUCUGCUCUCCGUGCCUUUGCCUCGCCUCUGCGCGCUGCCAUCUCCCGCCCUUGUCUGUCUGCCGCCCGCCCGGCUUUCUCCGCGCCCGCCGUCAGACAUCUCGGCAUCCCGCCUUUGAUCCCCCAGCCUCCUGGCGGAAUUGUCGGCACGGUCAAUGACGCUGCCAAGGUCCCCCCUCCCGACAAAUUCCACGGCUCCUACCACUGGACCUUCGAGCGUAUCAUCGCCAUCGGCCUGAUUCCUCUCACCGUCGCUCCCUUCGUCUCCACCACCGCCUUCUCCCCUGCCAUUGACUCCAUCCUCGUCUCGUCCCUCCUCGUCCACUCGUACUACGGCUUCCAGUCCUGCAUCAUCGACUACAUCCCCCUCCGCGAGUUCGGAAAGGUGCACCACGUCUGCAUGUACCUGCUGCUUGCCGGCACCGUCGUCACCGGCUACGGCUUCUACAAGCUCGAGACCGAGGACGUCGGCUUGGCCGGUACUAUUGCCAAGGUCUGGACUGCGUAAGUGUGUUAAUGACCGACAGAUGAAUGUGAGAAAUGGAAAACAGAUACUUGACAUUUUUGUAUAUCAACUUCGGAAGACUACAGAAACUGCCAAUUUAACAUGUGAUGGGAGUCGUGGGCUGAAUUUAUAAACCGUUUUUUAUUUGUUGUCUUGUUUGCAGUUACAUUGUUUGUGGUAACUAGUUAAUGCAUCUACUCGUUGAAGAUAUCAACGCUAUAGAA
This is a messenger RNA of Myxozyma melibiosi, 756 nucleotides long. Its product is annotated as CybS-domain-containing protein. The transcript has 2 exons. Gene Ontology annotation, biological process: mitochondrial electron transport, succinate to ubiquinone; tricarboxylic acid cycle. NCBI's taxonomy places the organism in Eukaryota, Fungi, Ascomycota, Lipomycetes, Lipomycetales, Lipomycetaceae. Gene Ontology annotation, molecular function: ubiquinone binding; heme binding; succinate dehydrogenase (quinone) activity. The coding region runs from base 26 to 535 and encodes 169 amino acids. The record is from RefSeq and is a predicted model, not a curated record. Gene Ontology annotation, cellular component: mitochondrial envelope; membrane.